Messenger RNA from Symbiodinium sp. CCMP2592, 1272 nucleotides. Lineage: Eukaryota; Dinophyceae; Suessiales; Symbiodiniaceae. The record is from the annotation of a GenBank genome assembly.
AUGGCGCCCGUGGAUGACAUCGACGAUGCGUGCGAAGGUGAAGCACCUGCCGCCGAUGCUCCAGCAGAGGAGGAGGAGCAGGAGGAGGAGGAGGAGCAGGAAGUGGUGAAGACGGCAUCCGGCUGGGAGGAGAUGAUGGAAGGGAAGAUCCGCAAGCGGGUGAUCAAAGAAGGCAGCGGCGACUAUCCCGAGCUUGAGAACGACAUCUUGUGUACCGUCGAGGUGCGGGUGCAGGGCUCCGAGGAGUUGCUGCAGAAGCGAAAGACCGUUCGCUACAGAAUAGGCGAGUCUGAAGCCAUCCCGGCCCUUGAGCUCGUCCUGAAGCACAUGAGAGUCGGAGAAGAGGCCGAGGUGCUGGCAAUCAGCCGCUUUGCCUGGGGCCCGGGCGGUUGUCUGGGUAUUGGCGAUGAGAAGCCAGUGCCCGCUGACGCGGAUGUUCAUCUCCGGGUGCACCUGAUGGAUAUCUUUCCUGCUCCCGGCCAGUGCGGGCGAGCUGAGUGGACCCGGCAGCUGCAGGAGCUGGAGUGGCGAAAGUCGAAUGGCAACGACCACUUCAAGCGGCAGAACUGGGCGGCUGCUGCCCGCUGCUAUGAGAGGGGCAUGGAGGUCUUCAGCGAAGCACCGGUGAAACCGCCGCCGGAGCUGGGACGUGGUGGCGAAGCAGCAGCAGCCACGGCCACGAAGACGAUCGCAGACAUUUCCUCGAACCUGGCUGCAGUCUACCUAAGCCAAGGCCGUGCCCGUGAUGCCUUGGAAAAGGCCGAGUUAGCCCUGGACUUGGUGCCGAAGCACGAGAAAGCCUCGUACCGGAUUGCCAAGGCGGCACUGCUCCUGGGCGACUUCGAGAAGUGCCAGUCGAAAUUAGAGGCGCUGCGAGCGCUGCAGCCCGAGGAUACCGGGGUGAAGCGCCUAGCUGCGGAGCUGGAGCGUGCGCAGACCAAGCACGCCAAGAAGAGCGUUGACUUCGGUAAAGCGAUCCUGGAAGCUGCUGGCGAGGGCCGGGAGUACGUCGAGAAGCCGCCGGAAGAGCCUUUACCGAGCUUCUUCCAGGAGAUGCUGAUGUCCUUCAUGCCCACAAAGAAGCAGUUCUUGGUGCUUUGUCUCUUACUGGUCCUGUCUGCCUUGGCCAUCGUCUUCGCUCCGCAAAGAUUUCGGCCUCAGGUCAUCGUGGCUUGCGUUCUCGGCUCUACUCUGAUGUUUGCGGUUUACAUGGCCGUCACGACUGUAGAGGACGAGAUGAAAGAGGAGAAGGCCACAAAGAAGAAGAGCUGA